Beta vulgaris subsp. vulgaris (sugar beet) is the source of this 3258-nucleotide messenger RNA. Its product is annotated as receptor-like protein EIX2. Gene Ontology annotation, molecular function: protein binding. NCBI's taxonomy places the organism in Eukaryota, Viridiplantae, Streptophyta, Magnoliopsida, Caryophyllales, Amaranthaceae. The record is from RefSeq and is a predicted model, not a curated record.
CUCUUAACAGGUAUCAGUUAUCACAAUGAAAUCCUCUCUUACCUUAAAAAUGUUCCAUCCAACUCUAAUACUUUGUUGCCUUUUACUAUCUUUCUCCUACGUUUCUCCUGCAAAUGGCAGUAACCAAGUCCAGUGUAUUGACUAUGAGAGAGAAGCACUGUUAAAAUUUAAACAGGGCUUUCAAGUUGACAACUGUGGCCUGUUGUGAUGUCUUCAUGGGGAGACCAUGACGAUGAUAAUCGAAACUGCUGUCAGUGGAAUGGAGUCCGUUGCGACAACCAAACUGGUCAUGUUGUUAAGCUCAACCUUCCAGGAGUUGAUACUGAUGUCUAUGAAAAGAGAUGUCUAGUAGGUAAGCUUAAUUCAUCCCUUGUUAAUUUGAAGCAUUUGAGUUACUUGGACCUGAGCUAUAAUUAUUUUCAACAACAACCCAUCCCCAAUUUUAUUGGUUCCUUCCGAAGCUUGAAGCACCUUAAUCUUUCCUACGCUGGAUUUUAUGGAGAAAUUCCUCCCCAGAUUGGAAAUCUUUCUAGCUUAAUUUCUCUUGAUCUUCGUUUCGAGUCUUUCGAAUAUUAUUCUGGCACUGGCUCACAAGCCUUGUCGUGGCUAUCACAUUUAACUUUGCUGAGAUACUUCAAGUUGAGUUCUUAUAAUCUCAGUGAAGUAACAGAGUGGCCCCAAAUCAUCAACAACCUCCCAUUUCUACGGGUCCUGACUCUGGAUGAUUGUGAACUUGAGCCAUCUCUACCAUUGCCACUUUCAUUCAAAAAUUCCUCAACCACUCUUUCUAGUCUAAGUCUUGUUGAAAAUCACCUGGAUGAUUCUUUCAUAUUCCCGUGGUUGUUCAAUUUUAGUGGAAUGACAAGCACCUUACAUAUCUUGAUCUCUCUAAUAAGUAAUAAUCAAAUCAAUGGGCCCCUUCCAACUGCACUUGGAAAUUUGAGUGCUCUUUCAUUUCUUAGUCUUUCUGCUAACAACUUGCAAGGUACGAUUCCUAGUUUUAUCGAGAACAUGCAGUCUCUGUCACAUCUUAAUCUUGCCGCUAACAACUUCCAAGGUAGGAUUCCUAGUUUUAUCGGGAACUUGCAGUCCCUUUCAUAUCUUGAACUCUGGGUAAAUAAAUUUGAGGGUCCGAUUCCUGAUACACUUGGAAGCAUUAAAACUCUUACAUAUCUUAACCUCGCAUUGAAUAAUUUCCAGUCGAUACCAAAAACCCUAGGAAAAUACUUGUGUACCUUACAAGAAUUCUACUUCUCCAACAAUAACCUCACCGAUGAGCUCCCUAAUAUAAUCCAAACAUUAUCGGGGUGUGCAUCCAAGUCAUUGUUGUCCUUAGGUCUAAGCAGAAAUAAUAUAUGGGGUUCAGUUCCGGAUACAAUCAACACCUUUUCUUCAUUGAGAUAUUUAGAUCUUAGCUGGAACCAGCUGAAUGGAACGGUCAGUCCAAAUCUAGGGCAACUUUCUAUGCUGGACAGUUUAUAUCUUACUAAUAAUUCUUUGAAAGGUACUCUCUCUGAUAUCCACUUCUCUAAUCUUUCAAGAUUGAAUUACUUGGACUUGUCAUACAACACAGAAUUAGCGUUCACUUUUGAUUCCGAUUGGGUCCCUGCAUUUCAGCUCGAGAGUAUCGGGUUAAGAUCUUGCAAUUUAGGGCCAUCAUUUCCAAAAUGGCUUGUGAGCCAAACAAAUUAUGAAUAUCUUGAUAUCUCUAAUGCUGGAAUUUCAGACAGUAUUCCUGAAUCUUUUUAUAGCUCAUUGCCCUCAAAAUUAAGCAGUUUAAAUAUGUCCUAUAAUAAGAUUUCUGGGAGACUUAACAGUUUGCAAAUACCAAUAACUAGUGACGAGUCUCACAUAGAUAUGAGUCAUAACAAUAUUGAAGGUGCAAUACCAUCAUUUCCAGCAAACCUUACUUCACUACUCCUGAAUAAUAACAGGUUUACGGACCCUCGACCUUUCUUGUGUCUAGAAGACAAAUCAUACCUCUCCAAGCUUGACCUUUCGAACAACUUAUUGUCUGGUAAACUUCCAGAUUGUUGGAUGAAUUUUGAUCAAUUAAUAAUUUUGUACUUGGAUAAUAAUAACUUUUCUGGUGAUAUACCGGCUUCUGUUGGUUACUUGAAGCGACUUCAGGAGUUACACUUACGCCAUAACAAUUUCUCAGAAGAAUUUCCAAGAUCGUUGGAGGAUUGCACAUCCCUAGUUCUUCUUGAUCUUUCUUAUAACUCAUUGAAUGGGCAUAUACAGUCAGAUAUUGGAAGUAAGUUCAACAAUCUCAGCUUUUUGAGCUUACGAAGCAAUAAUUUUGUUGGAGAAAUACCUUUAAGCCUGUGUGAAAUGUCCUUUCUCCAAAUCUUGGAUCUUGCAAUGAAUCAAAUUACUGGCCUCAUUCCAAAAUGCAUUCAUAAUCUCACCGCAAUGCAAAAUGCGACGGAUUUAAUGCCAGAAAUGCAAUAUAGGGAACCGAUUCCGAUUUCCGAUACCUUGAAUUAUUACGAAGACUUUAGUGCAACAAUUUUAUGGAAAUCAAAAGAGAGAAGCUUUUUGAGAUAUUUAAGACUAAUCAAAUAUAUUGAUCUUUCAAACAAUAAGCUGAAAGGAGAUAUUCCCUCAGAAAUUGCAAUCCUUGACGGUCUCAUCUCCUUGAACUUAUCAAGAAACAAUUUGGCUGGAAGUAUCACACCAAGAAUUGGAGAAUUGACAUCUUUAGAAGUUCUAGAUUUGUCAAACAACCACAUAUCAGGUGAGAUCCCUACUAGCCUAGCUAAUUUGAAUUCUCUCAGCAUCUUAGAUUUGUCAAACAAUAACUUCUCAGGAGAAAUACCAAAGGGUACUCAACUUCAAGGGUUCAAUGCUUCAUCAUAUAUAGAUAAUCCCGAACUUUGCGGACCUCCACUUGGAAAUUGUUCCUCGAAUCAACCUCCCUACAACACUGCAAGUGGAGGUGAUAUUACUCCUGAAGAAGAAAAUGACAACAAAGUUUUUCUUUACGGGUUGUGCAUAAGUAUGGUGCUCGGAUUUGUUAUAGGAUUCUGGGGAGUUUGUGGAACUUUAGUGCUCAAAAGAUCGUGGAGACAUGCCUUUUUCCAGUUCUUUGAUGACAUGCAAGAUAGGGUCUAUGGAUGGUAUUUGUUUACACGGCUCAAAUUCAGAAGAGGUUUUGAAGCGUGUUACUGAUUCCUUCCUCAAACUAGAGUACCAUUGUAAUACUAUUUUUAAUACUCCAUGCUAUAUGCAUGAAUGUAAUAUGACAAAAUUGCA